AUGGAUUUCGAAUAUUUUUCUAGAUUGUCCCAAAACUUGUCACAAUUACUUGAUGAUGCAGACGAUUAUGAUGUCAUUAUCAAUGUUGGAGAAAAUCCAAAUAUUAAAGAAUUUCGUGUACAUUCAGCUAUCUUGAAGUCUCGAUCACCUUAUUUUAAAAAUGCCCUCUCGCAGAAUUGGACUAAAAAGAAAUAUAAUGUAUUUAAAUUUAACAAACCAAAUAUUUCUCCAAUCAUUUUUGAUAUGAUUAUUAGAUAUAUAUAUGCUGGCAAACUUGAUUUGAACGAAAAAGAUGGCUCUGAUAUCCUUGAUCUUAUCGUAGCAUCCGAUGAAUUACUUCUUGAUGAAUUGGUUACUUUUUUGCAAGAAUAUUUGAUUAAAAAUGAAUCCGAAUGGUUACAACAAAAUUUUCUUAAGUCGACCAAUUUAAGUAGUUGGAGUGAAAAUGAUAUUAUGGUUUUAAAAAGUACUUUGAAUCAAUUUAUAUCACAUAUUCGAUUCUUUGACAUUUCUUCAAAUAAUUUUCACGAUAAUGUUUGGCCUUUUAGGAAAGUUUUACCUGAAGCACUCUUCGAAGAAAUUAUGCCAUUCUAUAUGACAAAUACUAAACCUAUUCAAAAUAAAUUGGCUUCUCGAAAUUUAAAAUUUACUGUUGAUUCGUUAAUCAUUAAGCCAAAACAUUCACGUGUACUUGCUAACUGGGUUCUAAGAAAAGAUUCUAACGCAAAAAUUCCGGAGGAUAGUGAUGGAAACGAUUUUAAAAAUUUUAUGAUUAGUCGUGUUGUGAAUAGCUAUUAUGCAAUAUAUGAAUCGAGUUUUCGAAAUGAAGCUCUAAAUUUUGGAAAUGGUGAUUUGGUUAUUGAUAACAAAGAUGUCACAUGCAAACAAUCUCAUUAUGAAAAUAAUAUUGUGGAUACAAAGAACUAUACUAUUGAAGAAAUGGAGAUUUUUCAAUUUAUAAUGAAUACAACAGACACUAUUAAAGAAACAAAAGAAUGA
Funneliformis geosporum is the source of this 999-nucleotide messenger RNA. The record is from the annotation of a GenBank genome assembly. NCBI's taxonomy places the organism in Eukaryota, Fungi, Glomeromycota, Glomeromycetes, Glomerales, Glomeraceae.